Molecule: messenger RNA, 4288 nt
Organism: Benincasa hispida (wax gourd)
Lineage: Eukaryota; Viridiplantae; Streptophyta; Magnoliopsida; Cucurbitales; Cucurbitaceae
Gene: CHR8
Product: chromatin remodeling 8
Biological process (GO): transcription-coupled nucleotide-excision repair
Cellular component (GO): nucleus
Molecular function (GO): ATP binding; ATP-dependent activity, acting on DNA
Source: RefSeq, a predicted model, not a curated record
AUUAAAAUAAAAGCUGAAGAACUGGUAAAAAAUCGCAGCCAGUCGGAGGCGGUGCCGGACCUUAGGUCUCAGGUAAUCUCGCAAUCCUUCCGAUUAACGGGGAAGAAAUCGGAUUCCUUCCCUUGUCUCUCCGAUUCCCUAUUUGACAGAGAUUUCUCCAUCCGAUUUUGUGUAUAAUUUUUGCUGUUUUCGAUUUGGAGUUAGUUCUCCUCUGGUUGCUUCACCGCGCUUCCAAUUCAGGUUUGGGUUAUUGGCUGCACAAUGCAAUGUGUUGGGUGACACAACGUAUUUGAUUUGAUGGAGGAAGAGGAGGAUCGGAUUUUGCUGAACAGCUUGGGUGUGACAUCUGCUAAUCCCGAGGAUAUAGAGCGGGACUUGCUAGAGAAGGCAAAAAAGAAUAGUGAGAAUAGUGUUGAAGUUGGAGCGAUUGCAGAGGAAAACGUUUGUGAUAAGUUGGAUAGCACUGAUUCACCUUCUGCCAGCCAUGUGCAGCUCUAUCAGAAGCUUAGGGCUGUAGAAUAUGAAAUAGAUGCUGUUGCAUCAACAGUGGAACCGGGGAAGAAACUUGAAAGAAAUGAAGAACAUUCUUACGUUGGCACCGAUUCCCAGGAGCAUGGGCGUGAAGUGGAUGGUGUUUCAGCUUCUGCAGAUGGCCUUCAGCAUGCAAUAGCAGUUGACAGGCUAAGAAGCCUGAAGAAAACCCAACAGCAGUUGAAGAAAGAACUUUCUCAUUUGAAUGACAAACACGCCAAGACAAUAUUGGAGAUAGUCAAGGACAGAUCAAAACCUAAGAGAAAGUCUAAAGAGGUUAAGAAAUCAGUAAACAAUGGAGAAAAGAGGUUGAAAGUUGUGUCAUUUGAUGAAGAUAAUGAUUUUGAUGCAGCUUUGGAUGCAGCCACUGUGGGCUUUGUUGAAACAGAAAGAGAUGAGUUGGUACGGAAGGGAAUUUUAACACCAUUUCACAAGUUAAAGGGCUUUGAACGCCGUCUUCAAAAUCCAGGGCAAUCAAGUCUUCAAAACCCCAGGGGAUCAAGGUGUGAAGUAAAGACGGAAGAAGAGGAACACGAUGACUUUGCUUCUGACAGUGUCGCUAGAGCCCUCCAGUCAAUGUCAGUGGCUGCACAAGCUCGGCCAACCACUAAAUUGCUUGAUCCAGAAGCUUUGCCGAAGCUUGAUCCACCAACUCAUCCUUUCUACAGGUUAAAAAAACUUGCAAAGGUUCCCCUAUCUGCAGAAGACAAAGCUACAAAGAAAAUAAAAUGCAAAAAACCUAGACGGCCUUUGCCAGAUAAAAAAUAUAGAAGACGAAUUGCCAUGGAGGAAAGAGAUGAGGAAGCUGCUGAGAAUAUGUCAGAUGGUUUGCCUACAUCAAGUUUUGAAAGAGAAGAUUCAGGAGAUUUAGAAGAUGAUGUUAAUGAACCUUCUUCUGUAACACUUGAAGGCGGGCUGAAAAUUCCUCAUAGCAUAUUUGAUCAGCUUUUUGAUUACCAAAAAGUUGGGGUGCAGUGGUUAUGGGAAUUGCAUUGCCAAAGGGCAGGUGGAAUUAUUGGAGAUGAGAUGGGCCUCGGAAAGACAGUCCAGGUCUUGGCCUUUUUAGGUGCAUUACAUUUCAGUAACAUUUAUAAACCAAGCAUCAUUGUCUGCCCUGUUACACUAGUUAGACAGUGGAAGAGGGAGGCACGGAAAUGGUGCCCAGGACUUCUGGCAGAAAUCCUACAUGAUUCUGCUCAUGAUCCCACUUAUAAGAAGAUGCAAGAAAAAUCUGAUGGAAGUGAUGAAAGUGAAGAUUCAGAGGAAAGUGAUUAUAGGAAGAACUCACAGUCCAAAGGCUCAAAAAAAUGGGAUUCCUUGAUAAACCGUGUUUGGGGUUCAGAGUCGGGUUUGCUCAUUACCACCUAUGAACAACUACGACUGUUAGGCGAGAAGUUGCUUGACAUUGAGUGGGGUUAUGCAAUCCUGGAUGAAGGACAUCGUAUUCGAAAUCCAAAUGCUGAAGUCACUUUAGUUUGCAAGCAGCUACAGACAGUACACCGCAUAAUAAUGACUGGCUCUCCAAUUCAGAACAAAUUGACCGAGUUGUGGUCCUUGUUUGAUUUUGUUUUCCCUGGGAAGCUGGGGGUGUUGCCUGUAUUUGAAGCAGAGUUUGCAGUUCCUAUAUCAGUUGGUGGCUAUGCUAAUGCCUCUCCAUUGCAAGUAUCAACUGCAUAUAGGUGUGCUGUCGUUCUUCGUGACUUGAUUAUGCCCUAUCUUCUUAGAAGGAUGAAAGCGGAUGUAAAUGCUCAUUUGCCAAAGAAGACUGAACACGUUCUCUUCUGCAGCCUUACUUUUGAGCAACGUUCUGUGUAUAGAGCAUUCCUUGCAAGCUCUGAAGUGGAAAGUAUUUUGGAUGGGAAUAGAAAUUCUCUUUCUGGAAUUGAUGUAAUGCGUAAAAUUUGCAACCAUCCAGAUCUACUCGAGAGAGACCAUGCUUUUCAGAAUCCUGACUAUGGGAAUCCUGAACGUAGUGGAAAAAUGAAGGUGGUUGAGGAAGUGCUGAAGGUCUGGAAGGAGCAAGGUCACCGGGUUCUUCUUUUCGCUCAGACCCAACAGAUGCUUGACAUUUUAGAGAGAUUUCUGGUUGGAGGUGGUUAUACUUAUAGGAGGAUGGAUGGUGGUACUCCCGUCAAACAGAGAAUGGCCUUGAUUGACGAAUUCAAUAAUUCCUAUGAAGUGUUUGUUUUUAUUUUAACUACCAAGGUUGGUGGUCUGGGAACCAACUUAACUGGAGCAGAUAGGGUGAUAAUCUUUGACCCCGAUUGGAAUCCAUCGACUGACAUGCAGGCUAGGGAGCGUGCUUGGCGUAUUGGUCAACAGCGGGAUGUAACAGUGUAUAGAUUGAUCACUCGUGGAACUAUAGAGGAGAAAGUGUACCAUCGACAGAUAUAUAAGCAUUUUCUCACUAAUAAGAUACUAAAGAACCCACAGCAGAAAAGGUUCUUUAAGGCUAGAGACAUGAAGGAUCUCUUUACACUGAACGAGGAUGGGAUGAAUGGAUCAACAGAAACAUCAACUAUUUUCAGUCAGUUGACUGAUAGUGUAAAUGUUGUUGGUGUUCAGAAAAAUGAGAAGGAUGAGCAAAAAUCUGGCAGUGGCUCAGUAUUGUAUGCAGACUCUGCUGAUGAAAACCUAUGCAAAUCAGAGAUUGAAACUUCUGGAAGGAAUGGUUCCGUAGAGAUGGGCCAGGGUGGUGGAGCAGACGAGGACACAAAUAUCUUGAAGAGCCUUUUUGAUGCGAAUGGUAUUCAUAGCGCUGUUAAUCAUGAUAUCAUUGUUAAUGCUGAUGAUGGGGAGAAGAUACGGCUAGAGGAGCAAGCUUCUCAAGUUGCACGUAGAGCAGCCGAAGCAUUGCGUCAGUCUAGAAUGCUGCGAAGUAACGAGAGCAUCUCAGUUCCAACAUGGACUGGAAAAGCUGGAACUGCUGGUGCACCAUCGUCUGUGCGUCGGAAGUUUGGUUCAACUGUUAACUCUCUAGUAAACAACAAUUCCAAAUCCUCAGAUGAAGUAUCUAGAAACGGAACUAGCCAUUUAAAUGGCUAUGCUGCUGGAGCAUCUUGUGGAAAGGCCUUAUCUUCAGCAGAGCUGCUGGCUAAAAUCCGAGGAAACCAAGAAAGAGCAAUCAGCGCUGGGCUUGAACAUCAGACAACUCCUUCAAGUAGUUCAAAUAAUGUAAGAGUUGCUGGUAUUGGUUCUUCUCGGUCGUCGAAGAACUUAUCUGUAGUACAACCCGAAGUAUUGAUUCGUCAGAUUUGUACAUUUAUUCAUCAAAGAGGUGGAACCACUGAUUCAGCCAGUAUUGUACAGCAUUUUAAGGACAGGAUACCCUCAAAUGAUUUGCCCUUGUUUAAGAAUCUGCUGAAAGAGAUAGCAAUAUUAGAGAAAAGCCCUAGUGGUUCAUUCUGGGUUCUGAAGCCAGAGUAUAAACAGUAAUCUAAGCCACAAUUAGUCAUUUACUUCCAUUGCAUCAAUGCCGUUUCCACUUCUGACUUGGAAUUUUGUUUAGGCUAAAUUACAAAUCAUCUGAACUUUGUUUUUGUUUAAGCUACCAUUGGAGUAGUAAUAUGAAUGAAUCUUGAACGAACAUUGAGACGGUCACAUUGUUCCAAGUUUCUAUCAUGUCAUUCCAAGUCUCGAUGUUCGUUCGAUAUUUAAGUAGAUUUCUACUCCAAGUAUAGUUUAGAAACCUUUAUAAGAUCAAUGAUACUAUUAUAACGUCCAAAAGAAUAAAAUUCCAAAAUAAAGUUCAAGGAUA